Molecule: messenger RNA, 947 nt
Organism: Carlito syrichta (Philippine tarsier)
Lineage: Eukaryota; Metazoa; Chordata; Mammalia; Primates; Tarsiidae
Gene: CYTL1
Product: cytokine like 1
Exons: 3
Coding region: 1-417 (138 amino acids)
Biological process (GO): positive regulation of transcription by RNA polymerase II
Source: RefSeq, a predicted model, not a curated record
AUGGUGACAUGCAGUACAAGAAAGUACGGUGCAUGUCGUAGCAUCCCAAAAGGCCCCAGGGACCUAGACUGGGCUGGCUGUCAGGAGGGCCGACAGAGAGGCUUCUGUGAUCAGGUACGUUCCCGUGGGCAUCCCAGCGAUCCGUACCUCUUCCCACAGGAGCCAUGUGUGAGAUACCUGCCCCGGCUGUACCUGGAUAUACACAAUUACUGCGUGCUGGCCAAGCUGCGGGACUUUGUGGCCUCGCCCCAGUGUUGGAAAGUGACUCCGGUCGAUGACGUGAAGGACAAAGGGCGGAAGCUGUACACCAUCAUGAACUCGUUCUGCAGGAGAGAUUUGGUCUUCCUGUCGGAUGACUGCAAUGCCUUGGAAUACCCAAUCCCAGUGACCACGGUCCCGCCAGAUCAUCAGAGCUAAGGCAGCCCAGACCAGAGAAAGACCCCAGUGGGCUAAAGCCGCACCCCCACAGAUCUCUGUGUCACUGGAGCAUCUGAAGCUGUCACAUGUCCCUCCAGCUGGAAGGCGGGUCUAGUACUCCUACCCGGGAGCCUCCUUGAGCAUAGAAUUAGAAGCUGUGCUUCUCAUUCCUUUCAGUUAUGCCUUGCCGAGACCGUUAGAUACACAAGCAUGUUGAUUUGGUCCCUAGGAAGAAAGGGGCUGACCAACUUCUCUUUGAUGAGAAACUAGCUUGAGAGCAAGCCAAACUGGGUGUUUUUAUUACUGGCUUCUUGGAGUAAUGGAGCUGGCUUUCUUUCUUGAUAGGAACCUCCUUAUGCGUACCAACCUUCUAUUAUAACUUCUCCUGAUACAAAGUUCCCUCUUCCUUCCAUUAAAAAAAAUACCGCUUUUAAGAUGUCUUUGCAAGGUUUUUACGUAGUGCUGACAGAAACCAUUCUUUCAUAGAAAGGUGAUGAAAAUCGAAUAAAGGAUAUCUUCACCGCAAGAAA